Lepus europaeus (European hare) is the source of this 2313-nucleotide messenger RNA. RefSeq names its product NAD synthetase 1 (gene NADSYN1). Gene Ontology annotation, cellular component: cytoplasm. Gene Ontology annotation, biological process: NAD+ biosynthetic process. The transcript has 21 exons. Gene Ontology annotation, molecular function: NAD+ synthase (glutamine-hydrolyzing) activity; glutaminase activity; ATP binding. The record is from RefSeq and is a predicted model, not a curated record. NCBI's taxonomy places the organism in Eukaryota, Metazoa, Chordata, Mammalia, Lagomorpha, Leporidae. Bases 61 to 2184 code for a protein of 707 amino acids.
GCUCCGGCUUGCGGGUUCAGCGGCGUCAGGCGGGUCUCCCUGCGGGCGACCGCGGCCAGGAUGGGCCGAAAGGUGACCGUGGCCACCUGCGCGCUCAACCAGUGGGCCCUGGACUUCGAGGGCAACUUGCAGAGGAUCUUGAAGAGUAUUGAGAUUGCCAAGAGCAGAGGAGCGAGAUACAGGCUUGGACCCGAGCUGGAAAUCUGCGGCUACGGAUGCUGGGACCAUCAUCACGAGUCCGACACGCUCUUGCAUUCCUUCCAAGUGCUGGCUGCGCUUCUGGAAUCUCCAGUCACUCGGGACAUCAUCUGCGACGUGGGCAUGCCCGUGAUGCACCGAAAUGUCCGCUACAACUGCAGGGUGAUCUUCCUCAACAGGCGGCUCCUGCUCAUCAGACCCAAGAUGGCCUUGGCAAACGAAGCCAACUACCACGAGCUGCGCUGGUUCACCCCGUGGUCUCGGAGCCGGCACGUGGAGGAGUAUUUUCUCCCCAGGAUGCUGCAGGAGCUGACCAAGCAGGAGACCGUGCCCUUCGGGGACGCGGUGCUGGCCACGCAGGACACCUGCAUCGGGAGUGAGGUCUGUGAGGAGCUCUGGACGCCCCACAGCCCGCACGUGGACAUGGGCCUGGACGGUGUGGAGAUCUUCACCAAUGCCUCUGGCAGCCACCACGUGCUACGCAAAGCCCACGCCAGGGUGGAUCUGGUCACCAUGGCCACCACCAAGAGCGGCGGGAUUUACCUGCUGGCCAACCAGAAGGGCUGUGACGGGGACCGCCUCUACUACGACGGCUGCGCCCUCAUAGCCAUGAACGGCAGCAUCUUCGCACAGGGCUCCCAGUUCUCCCUGGAGGACGUGGAAGUCCUCACUGCCACCUUGGACCUGGAGGACGUCAGGAGCUACCGGGCGGAGAUUUCGUCCCGAAACCUGGCGGCCAGCAGGGUGAGCCCCUACCCCCGGGUGAAGGUGGACUUUGCCCUCUCGCACACCGACGACUUGCUAGAGCCGGUGUCCAUGCCCGUGGAGUGGGCCUACCACAGCCCUGAGGAGGAGAUAAGCCUCGGGCCCACCUGCUGGCUCUGGGAUUUCUUAAGACGCAGCCAGCAGGCGGGGUUCUUCCUGCCCCUGAGCGGGGGCGUGGACAGCGCCGCCACCGCCUGCCUGGUCUACUCCAUGUGCCAUCAGGUCUGUGAGGCCGUGAGGAGCGGAAAUCAGCAGGUGCUGGCCGAUGUCCGGGCCGUCGUGGACCAGAGCAGCUACACGCCCCAGGACCCCCGGGAGCUCUGUGGGCGCGUCCUGACCACCUGCUACAUGGCCAGCGAGAACUCCUCCCAGGAGACGUGCAGCAGGGCCCGGGAGCUGGCCCAGCAGAUCGGAAGCCACCACAUCGAUCUCAACAUCGACCCCGCCGUGAAGGCCGUGGUGGGCGUCUUCAGCCUGGUGACCGGGAAGAGGCCCCGCUUUGCAGCUCACGGAGGAUGCAGCAGGGAAAACCUGGCCUUGCAGAACGUGCAGGCCCGCCUCCGCAUGGUCCUCGCCUACCUGUUCGCCCAGCUGAGCCUCUGGUCUCGGGGCGCCCGCGGGGGAUUGCUGGUGCUCGGCUCCGCCAACGUGGAUGAGAGCCUGCUGGGCUACCUGACCAAGUACGACUGCUCCAGCGCGGACAUCAACCCCAUCGGGGGCAUCAGCAAGACGGACCUGAGCUCCUUCGUCCGCUUCUGCGUCGGGCGCUUCCAGCUGCCGGCCCUGCAGGGGAUCCUGUCGGCACCGGCCACCGCAGAGCUGGAGCCCUUGGCCGACAACGGACAGGUGUCGCAGACAGAUGAGGAGGACAUGGGCAUGACAUACGCAGAGCUCUCCGUGUACGGGCGACUCCGGAAGAUCUCCAAGAUGGGGCCCUACAGCAUGUUCUGCCGGCUGCUGCACCUGUGGCGAGGCGCCUGGACCCCCAGACAGGUGGCUGAGAAGGUGAAGCGGUUUUUCUCCAAGUACUCCGCGAACAGGCACAAGAUGACCACGCUGACGCCCGCCUACCACGCCGAGAGCUACAGCCCAGACGACAACAGGUUCGACCUGCGGCCGUUCCUGUACAACACCCACUGGCCCUGGCAGUUCCGGUGCAUAGACCGCCAGGUCCUGCGGCUGGAGGGCACACCACAGCCGGCCCUGGACACUCCCGACUGACGGCGUGGGAUCCCGCCAGCUUUGUUGCAUCGUCCACGCCUCCAUUGCAGCCGCUUCAACAUGCGGGGGGGCGGGGCCGGGGUCUGUUCACAGCCAGGGCCUCACUCAGGCGUCAAUAAAGCGAUCGCU